AUGGCCUUCUUCAAGAGCUUCCAGACCAACCUCCCGUCCGUCAACAUCUCCUCCAUCUUGGACUCGGUCAGCAGCCGCGUGGACGAGCUAGCCCACUCAGUUAGCGACGCCACCUACGCCGUUAGCGACCAGUUCACUGAGGGCGUGACCACCAUCGUGAAGAAGGUGCAAGACACGGAAGAAGGUGACAACGUUAGCGUAGCCGCGGCUCAAGAUGGCGGCGGCGGCGGCCAUAGCAGCGAGAGCAAACCCAGGAGCAAGAGCAUCUGGCAGAUCGCCCGCGACAACGAACCGGAGACGGCGGCGAACGACGACGGCGGCGGCAACACGGAGAGCGCGGCGAGUCAGCUGGAGUGGGAGUGGCGGGACGGGGGCUGGCGCGUUAAGCUAACGGCGGCGGAGUUAGCGGAGAAGGAGCGCAAGAAGCAGGAGCGCAAGGAGAUGGAGGAGCAGAGGGAGCAGAGGAGGAGAGAGCGGCAAGCUAAGCGGACGGAGGCGCAGAGGAAGAGAGAGGAGCAGGGGAAAGGAUCGAGGAGAGAGAGCGAGAACGAAGCAGAGCCGGUGGAAGAAGGCGUCAAAGAGGAAGAAGAGGAAGAGGAGGGGAAAGAAGAUGAAGAGGAGGAGGAGGAGCAGGAGGAGGAAGUGGCCAAGACUAAACGAAAGAAGAAAAAGUCGGACAAAAAGAAGAAAGAGGACGUGAAGAAAGAAAAGACAGAGGAGCGGGAGAAGAGCAAGAAGAAGAGGAAGAGUAAAAAGAAGAAGGGGAAAGGUAGAGGGGGCGUGGCUUGUUUGCAUUGGGGGUGGAGCAGUGACUUUGUGUGUGUGUGUGUGUGGUGA
Molecule: messenger RNA, 837 nt
Organism: Knipowitschia caucasica
Lineage: Eukaryota; Metazoa; Chordata; Actinopteri; Gobiiformes; Gobiidae
Source: the annotation of a GenBank genome assembly